CUGGAAAAAUGGCAGCUCCCAAUAGCAUGUGGUCUUGUCUGUUGCGGCUUGUUAGUUACGGGUUUCUCUUGAUUCUGAUUCUGGCACCAACACAGGCAGGUAGGAGGGGCAAUGUCGAAGAAUUAAGUGAUAUCAAGGAGUUCAAAAAACUUAUCCGAGUGAAAACGAACGUUUUAAUCUUAUUCACACCUUCUCUCAGAAGAGAAGAUGCUAAAUUUUUGAAAGAUUUUGACGAGGUGGCAGAAACUGUCAGGGGUCUCGGAACGCUAGUGACAGUAGAUUGUAGUGAGGCCAAGAAGCUGUGUAAAUAUGUCAAAGUGUUGUCUGCUAGCUCCGUUAUCAAACAUUACAAAGAUGGAGAGUUCAAUAAGGACUAUGACAGAGCACUUACUUACAAGUCGAUGAUGAACUUCAUGAAAGAUCCGACGGGAGAGAUGCCGUGGGAUGAGGACGAAACUGCGCAGAGCGUUCUCCACAUAGAAGAUGCCACGGGUGUGGAUUCUGUAAGAAGCUGAAGCCGGAGUUUGCAGUUGCCGCCACGCUGGUGAAGAACAGAGUGGUCCUGGCCGGAAUGGACGUGAACAAACCGGAGAAUUCGAUGGUGAACGCUGCCUUCAACAUCACUGGCUAUCCGACGCUGCUCUACUUCGAGCGUGGAGCAUUCCUGUACAAGUACGGAGGCGAAAACACGCAGGACGGAAUCGUCAAGUGGCUGGAAGACCCGAAGCCGCCGCAGGAGGUGCCGCAGGAGGCUGAGUGGUCGGGCGAGGAGUCGGACUGGCCGCACCAAGGCGGCAUAGAAACAUGCAUCGAGCGUGGACGUGGGGGUGGGUGGCCGCGACGAACUCGGUCGAAGUUCUGUCGCUUCGUCGAAGGUGGACGUCUGACGUCCGAAUCUCCCUCGCCCGACAGCAGCCUCGCUGCGGCACUGGGCCUGGCGGCGAGCUUCGGGCUGAAAAGGGAGCGAGGGAGAAGUGCGUUCUCGAAGAUGCGAGACGAACAGAAGGAGGAGGAGGUGUUCUAUGCGCCCUGGUGCGGCCACUGCAAGAAGAUGAAGCCAGAGUUAACGCAGGCCGCUGCCACGCUGAAGGAGCUAGGGGUGGAGGGCACGCUUGCUGCGGUGGAUACGACGAAGGAGAAUGCUCUCGGCCAGCGAUUCGAUAUCAAGGGCUUCCCGACGACAAAGUAUUUUGCGGACGGCGAGGCGAAGUACACGGUGAACGACCGCACGGCCGACGCCAUCGUUGAGUUCAUGAAGGACCCGAAGGAGCCCCCGCCGCCGCCGCCGCCCGAGCCGGCGUGGAGCGAGGUGCUGAGCGACGUCGUUCACCUCACUGACGACGAUUUCCGAACGACGCUGAAGAGGAAGAAGCACGCCCUCGUCAUGUUCUACGCUCCCUGGUGUGGUCACUGUAAGAAAGCGAAGCCAGAGUUCCAGACAGCAGCUGCGAAGUUUGCAGAAAACCCACGAGUGGCGUUUGCGGCCGUAGACUGCACCGUGAACACGGAGACGUGUAAGGAGUACGGCGUCACAGGGUAUCCGACGAUGAAGUACUUCAGUUACUACAAGACGGUGCAAGACUACAUGGGAGGACGGGAGGAGAAGGACUUUGUGCUCUUCAUGACGGACCCGUCCAACCCGAUGGCUCGCGAGUCUCCGCCUCCUCCGAAGCCGGAGGACUUCUGGAAGGAAGUCGAGGGGUCGGAGAACGUUCACCACCUCACGGCGGACAACUUCGACGCGUUCGUGGAGGAGCACGGGUCGACCCUCGUCAUGUUCUACGCGCCGUGGUGCGGACACUGUAAGACGAUGAAGCCGGGUUACAGCCAGGCAGCGACAUUGCUCAAGGAGCAAGGGGUUACGGCGGCGCUGGCGGCCGUCGAUGCGACGGCGGAGCGCGAACUCGCCACCCGCUUCGAGGUGAAGGGAUUCCCGACGCUCAAGUACUUCGGCCAGGGGGCGCCGCCGGCCAACUACGACCGCGGGCGAACUGCCAAAGACCUGAUCGCAUACAUGAGCGAGAGGGCAGCACCUGUUGCGGCCGCCAAGAAGGAGGAGCUCUGAGGAUGGGACGGCGCGUGUACGGUGGCGGCCCCCGGCAGUUUGGCGAAACGGGGAAACGGUGGUAUCAGCGGUGGCCGUGUCGGUGUAGGUGGCGCCGGUUCUGCGGACGUGCUCGGGCGCCGUCUGCCGUCUGCCUGCGGAGGAACGAUUUCGCGUCCGAGCGACGGCGUCUCGCCGACGUUGCCGAAUAUAUUUGACGAUAUAUUGGAUUCGAAUGCCGGCGUUGCGUGGUAUGUAAAUUAGCGACGUGGAGGGAUUGCGGCGGGGACGAGCAGCGGAAUAGAUUAACAGUCGCUGCGGUCGCCGCGCGGUCGUUUCACGAUGUCGUCGUGAGGUCAUCAUGAAAUCAUCACGUCGCCAUCGUGAGGUCAUCACAUGGUCAUCGUGAGGUCAUCACACGGUCAUUGUGAGGUCAUCGCAUGGUCAUCAUGAGGUCAUCACACGGUCAUUGUGUGCUCAUCACACGGUCAUCGUGAGGUCAUCGCAUGGUCAUCAUAAACUCGUCAUCACACGGUCAUUGUGAGGUCAUCGCAUGGUCAUCAUGAGGUCAUCACACGGUCAUUGUGUGCUCAUCACACGGUCAUCGUGAGGUCAUCGCAUGGUCAUCAUAAACUCAUCACACGGUCAUUGUGAGGUCAUCAUGAGGUCAUCACACUGUCAUCACACGGUCAUAGUGAGGUCAUCAUGAGAUCAUCACACGGUCAUUGUGAGGUCAUCGCACGGUCAUUGUGAGGUCUGCUACGUCCGACGUGGUUCAGUGACGAGGAGAUGAGAGUAUAUUAAUGAGGAAUCACGCAAAAGCUACCGUACUGUGCGUGCAUCCCUCCGAAAUCAUUCGAUCUUGCAGAAGGUAACGGCUCGAUUCCCUCGUCGAGUCACCGGUGUGACAAUCCCUGAAAUCGCGAGUCAUUUGGAGAGUGCGUAAACUUGAACUGCGGCAGGGGGUGUGAUGGUGUCAUCAUUACAUUGUUGUUUCACGGGCAGUGGGAAUAUAAUCAUGGUGAUCGAGUAGAGACUAAGUGUGGGUGUGCGUGUGUGCGUGUGUGUGCGUGUGUGCGUGGCAUGUGUGUGCGUGUGUGCGUGGCGUGUGUGUGCGUGCGUGCAUGCGUGGGUGUGCGUGUGAAGUUUUUUUUUAUACAUUCUAUUUCCAUCGAGUAGCGGCGAGCGAACGGGCGCGUGUCACUAACACACACCACACUAACUCCCGUGUACGGCGGUCACAUCACAACAAGCUAACCCUCUCCCAAGGUGUGUGUGUGUUUAUCUUUUUUCUACAUCGUAGAGUAGUGUUUUUUUUCUACGAAUCGACGCGCGAUGACGGUACUCGAGUCGGUCACGUGCGAACCCGCGUUCGAUCUCGAACGCGCGCUUGUUUCUUCGUCGCCAGGAGUCUCGGCCGAACGUUUAGUGCUUUGCCAGUAGCAGACGUCCCUCAGCUGAUUUAGCAGACGAGUCUAUGCAGCUGUCUCUCCCACCAACGACCUAGUUUUUCUGCUGCACGCACCGCUUGUGUCUGCUUGUUUGUAGUCGCUAGCGUAAUCGCUUUUCCUCGCCGAGAUGGCGCCACUCCCUGGGGUCGUUACGUGGUGCCCGACGAUCAACUGACGGCUGCGAGCGCACUCUCUCUCCUCAUCUCUCUCCAUUCUGCUCUCUCUCUCUCUCUCCUC
Molecule: messenger RNA, 3732 nt
Organism: Priapulus caudatus
Lineage: Eukaryota; Metazoa; Priapulida; Priapulimorpha; Priapulimorphida; Priapulidae
Product: protein disulfide-isomerase A5-like
Biological process (GO): protein folding
Cellular component (GO): endoplasmic reticulum
Molecular function (GO): protein disulfide isomerase activity
Source: RefSeq, a predicted model, not a curated record